AUGGUGGAAGAGUCGAAUAUCUUUGAAAGUGAACAAACAAAGGUGUUGAAUGAGAUCGACGAGAGGCAUCAUAAUGAGCUGGUUGACUUCGAUGAGAAUCGUUCGACUCUAUCGCACGACUCGUCGAACAAUCAUCAUUUCCAGGCGAUGUCAUCUCUAGGCUCAUCCUCGUCGCAAUUCAGUUCAUUAUCCGCAAUUAAAGCUCUUUCAAAUAGUAUUCAUUCAUUAACAACUUCUUAA
Molecule: messenger RNA, 240 nt
Organism: Anisakis simplex (herring worm)
Lineage: Eukaryota; Metazoa; Nematoda; Chromadorea; Rhabditida; Anisakidae
Source: the annotation of a GenBank genome assembly